AUGCCUUUCCACGACGUCCCCAUGAUGGCCCUCGCUGACUGGGUCUACCGCAGAGAGCUCCACCGCUGCCAGAUGCGAGAAGACCACAUCCGCGAGUGCCUCGAGCAACUGGGCAGGCUACACAAGCGCGAGCCUGCCAACCAGAUCCACCAGCAGAGAUACGGGGACACCUGGACUGGCCUGAGGUGCAUCCUUGUCGAGCUCUCGGCCGAAGAGCUGGUCAGCAAGUGGUGUUUUGCCUGGGCGCAGGCCUACCUCGCCGUCAAACCCAUGGUUCGGUACAUGAAACAAGGCGGUACUGAGAACGAGAGCAAGAGAGGGAGACGAGCGAUAACGGCUUCGAGCUUUUGCGGUCGACAAGCAUCCUUCGGGCCCUUCGGGGAGAUCGACCUUGGACCCGCUGAAGCUACCUUCAGGCAGGCUCCGCCAAAGAUCCAUCUCUUGCGAUACGUUCGGCUGGAUGUGGCAACGUAG
Didymella exigua CBS 183.55 is the source of this 474-nucleotide messenger RNA. RefSeq lists its product as uncharacterized. Bases 1 to 474 code for a protein of 157 amino acids. The transcript is spliced from 2 exons. The record is from RefSeq and is a predicted model, not a curated record. Lineage: Eukaryota; Fungi; Ascomycota; Dothideomycetes; Pleosporales; Didymellaceae.